Saccostrea cuccullata (small rock oyster) is the source of this 1391-nucleotide messenger RNA. RefSeq lists its product as uncharacterized. Bases 1 to 1269 code for a protein of 422 amino acids. The record is from RefSeq and is a predicted model, not a curated record. The transcript is spliced from 4 exons. NCBI's taxonomy places the organism in Eukaryota, Metazoa, Mollusca, Bivalvia, Ostreida, Ostreidae.
AUGUCAGUGCCAACAAGAACUUACAUGGUCAGCCAAGAAUCGCUUGUUCAAUCAGUACCCUUACAGCCUGUCUACGAGACUGCAGACAUCCUAACUCCGGUUGUGCAGACUGUACCCACCCAACAGACAGUGGAGCCGCAGCUGCCUGUGCCAACAACUAGCACUACAGCAGAUCUUCCCAGAAUAACAAUGUCAAACAAUUCCCCCAGUCUAGGCCCACACAACAGCAGUUCCGCCCAAGAUUCCCACAGCGAGCAAUUCGACCUACACAAUAAGUUAUGGGAUUUAGGCCAUUCUCCAAUUAAAACCAACAAUCUUCACAAAUUAUUAAUAAAUUAUCCUGACAGAAAAGUUGCCAACAUAUUAGGGCAGGGUUUUGAGAAAGGGUUUUUGUUAAAUUAUCAGGGCCCUAGAGUAAGGGUUGAAUAUAAAAAUAUGAAGUCUGCAAUUCAACACUCUAGCGAUCUAGAAGAAAAGAUUAAGAAGGAAAUUGGAUUAGACAGUUCAGGGUCGGUUGGGUGUGGUGUUGUUUUUGGCGAUGAAUGGAGUGUGUUAGUUUGGCCAGCAAGUUGGUCUCAGGAGAUAAAGAAGGAUAUUACUUUGUUGGAGCUCAUUCCAAUAUUGUUAGUUAGAUGCAAAUUUAUUUUGUUCAAAAUCGUUUCAGAUUGCAUAUGGAUCAUUGGUUCAUCUUUGAUAUUUUGGGCUCAGAAAUAUGCUCAACAGAGAAUGCUUAACAACCUGGGAUUUGAAUCACAUAGGAUAAUUUGGCAUGGAAUAAGGGGUAUGGUUUGGUCACAGCUUUAUCCAACUAUCCAAAAGAAAUUAAAAGAUAAUAACCCACCAACAAUCCUAGUAAUACACUGUGGUGGCAAUGAUAUUGGUAAUCCGCAUAAUACGUUGAAGGGUUUACAAAUGUACAUGAAAUCUACCAUUGUAAAUAUUUCACAAUUAAUGCCAAAGACAGUUAUUGUUUGGUCUCAUAUUUUACCACGAAGUAAUUGGACCUUAUGUCUUUCUAACAAUGAUGGAGAAAAUUGGAGAAGAAGAAUCAAUUCUGCACUUGCUACUUUUGUUGUUAAGAAAAUGUGUGGGGCCUCCAUUAAAUAUCCUGAUAUUUUAAAAAGACAUGUAGCCCUUUUUCGCAAAGAUGGUGUACACUUGUCAGACUUGGGUAAUGACUUGUUCGUGAAUUCUUUAAGAAAUGCUCUGGGGGUGUUUUUGUCAACCACUGACAGAUUUUAUCCUACUACUCCCACAUGUACUUGUUAAGUCUUGUCAUGGCCAAUCCUUGAAGUUGUGAAGUUGCAUAUUUGAAAAUUGAAUUGUAUACAACUACUGGUUGAGUGUUAAAUUGAUAAAUAUGUAUUUGUAUUGAUGAAUGCAAAAUUGAC